AUGUUGGACAAACUGCCCUGCAAAGUCGCUGACAUCAGCCUGGCCUCCUGGGGUAAGGCCCUGGACAUCGCAAAGUAUAAGAUGCCAGGCCUGAUGCACAGGCGGGAGAUGUACUCAGCCUCCAGGCCACUGAAGGGCGCCCGCAUCACAGGCUGCCUGCACAUGACAGUGGAGAUAGCUGUCCUCAUUGAGACCCUCAUCACCCUGGGUGCUGAGGUGUGGUGGUCCAGCUGCAACAUCUCUCCCCGGGACCAUGCAGCAGCUGUCAUUGCCAAGGCGGGCAUUCCAGUGUAUACCUGGAAGGGUGGAACAGAUGAGGCAUACCUGUGGUGCUCCGUGGAGACGCUGUACUUCAAGGAUGGGCCCCUCACCAUGAUUCUGGACGAUGGGGGUGACCUCUCUAACCUCGUCCACACCAAGUACCCGCAGCUCCUGUGGGGCAUCCGAGGCAUCUCUGAGUAGAACACGGGGGCCCACAACCUAUAUAACAUGAUGGCCAGUGGGAUCCUGAAGGUGCCUGCCGUUAAUGUAAAAACUGUCGCCAAGAGCAAGUUUGACAACCUCUGUGGCUGCCAAGAGUCCCUCAUAGAUGGCAUCAAGUGGGCCAUAGACGAUAUUGCGGGCAAGGUGGCAGUGGUAGCGGGCUAUGGCAACAUGGGCAAGGGCUGUGCCCAGGCCCUGAGGGGUUUUGGAGCCCAUGUCAUCUUCACGGAGAAUGACCCCAUCAACACACUGUAGGCUGCCAUGGCGGGCAAUGAGGUGACCGCUAUGGAUGAGGUCUGUCAGGAGGGCAGCAUCUUUGUCACCACCAAAGGCUGUAUUGACAUCAUCCUCUGCCGGCACUUGGAGCAGAUGAAGUGUGAUGCCAUUGUGUGUAACAUCGGACAUGAUGUGGAGAUUGAUGUCAAGUCGCUGAAUGAGAAUGCUGUGGAGAAGGUGAUCAAGCCUCAGGUGGACCGCUACUGGCUGAAGACUAGAUGCCAUAGCAUCUUUCUGGCAGAGGGCUGGCUGGUCAACCUGGGCUGUGCCAUGGGCCGCCCCAGCUUUGUUAUGUGCGACUCUUUCACCAACCAGGUGUUGACACAGAUUAAGCUGUGGACCUACCCAGACAAGUACCGUGUUGGGGUCCACUUCCUGCCCAAGAAGCUGGAUGAAGCAGUGGCUGAAGCCCACCUGGGCUAGUUGAAUGUGAAGCUGACCAAGCUGACUGAGAAGCAGGCCCAGUACCUGAACGUGUCCCGUGAUGGCCCCUUCAAACCUGAUCACUACUGCUACUGA
Molecule: messenger RNA, 1278 nt
Organism: Equus quagga
Lineage: Eukaryota; Metazoa; Chordata; Mammalia; Perissodactyla; Equidae
Gene: AHCY
Product: adenosylhomocysteinase
Biological process (GO): L-methionine cycle
Cellular component (GO): cytosol
Molecular function (GO): adenosylhomocysteinase activity
Source: RefSeq, a predicted model, not a curated record